AUCUUUGUUUAUGCAUAUAAAUUAAACGUGUCUUCCCAAUUUUCAAUUGUGCUUUUCUAGUUAGCCAGCUAGCUAGGUCCAUAUCCAUUUAUGGAGGGACAAGAUCAUAACAACAACUACACUCGCCCUCUUCUCACACCGCCGCCGCUACAGGAUCACCACUUGGCCGCCGUAUUCACCACAGAAUCCCAUGACAUCCCUCCGAUCAGCAGCCUCAGAGUCUUCGGCAGGGAGUUUCUCCUCGAGUCCAAGAAGCUCUGGUACCUGGCCGGCCCUGCCAUCUUCACCUCUGUCUGCCAGUACUCACUCGGCGCCAUCACUCAGCUCUUCGCUGGCCACGUUGGCACCUUAGAGCUCGCUGCUGUCUCUGUCGAGAACUCCGUUAUCGCCGGCUUCUGCUUCGGCAUCAUGCCUGGAAAUGUGGUAUUUUAUGGCACUAAUUCUGUUCGCGGGAUAUCUCAAGAAUGCAGAAGUUUCAGUUGAUGCCUUAUCUAUCUGCAUGAACAUCUUGGGUUGGACCGUGAUGGUAUCCUUUGGAAUGAAUGCAGCAGUAAGUGUGAGGGUGUCAAAUGAACUAGGGGCAUCACACCCAAGAGCAGCGAAAUUCUCGCUAGUGGUAGCAGUGAUAACAUCGUUUGUGCUGGGUCUAGCAAUGUCACUGGUUCUUAUCAUGUUCAGGAAGCAAUACCCUUCCUUGUUCUCGAAUGAUUCAGCGGUGAAGGAACUGGUGAUGGAGCUGACACCAAUGUUGGCCUUUUGCAUCAUCAUCAACAAUGUGCAGCCUGUUCUUUCAGGUGUUGCCGUUGGGGCAGGGUGGCAGAGUCUUGUUGCCUAUGUCAACAUUGCUUGUUACUAUCUUUUUGGAGUUCCUCUUGGACUUAUUUUGGGAUAUGCGCUUGACUUUGGUGUCAUUGGGAUCUGGUCUGGGAUGCUCACGGGGACCAUUGUCCAAACUUGUGUUCUAUUCAUCAUAGUAUAUAGAACUGACUGGGACAAAGAGGCCUCCCUUGCAGAAGAUAGAAUAAAGAAGUGGGGUGGGCAUAAAGAUUCAAAACCCAAUGGUGUCGCAAAUAAUGAUCAGCAAACAUGAAAGUGUUGCAAAUUCUAGAACCAAGUUUUUUAUGUAUUUAAUUUCAUUUUGUCAAACUUGUGUUCAAGGGCCAACAUUAGCCCAGUUGUAUAAUUUAGAAGUGUUAUGCCUAGUUGCCUCGUAUGAUAGGAAUGCUAGAAAGUCAUCAAAAUUUAUUAUUUUUUAUCAUCAAAUGUGAUGGUCAAAAACAAUAAAUUUCGAUAAUCCUCUAGCACUUCUCUAUCUCCACCCCUCAAACAGGGGUGGCUGAGUCUCGGACGAUAGGGCUGUAGUGGAUGGGGUUGCUGCUGCUCAUCCUUUUCUUCCGUUCACCUGUUUCUUUCUCAACACUCAUCCCUUCUGAACUCUCUUUUAUGUCACAAUGCUACUUUGCCUUCCGGCUUGCAAUCUGCAAGAAAUUAAAGAAUCAAUUUAGAGGUUGUUGCUUCUGUUUUGGUAGUACUAGCUUUGUUGCACCCAAGUAUAGCGCUCCAUAUCCAGGUUGUGUUCCGGUUCCCCAUAUAAGUCGAAAAAAUCUAACCGAAGGUCUAAGUCAUCCAACUGGAGGCCAGGUUUCCAUGAAUUACAGUAGUGUUUGGUUAGUGGGUGUGUCUGCUUAAGACAGAGACACGCCCACACACAUCCUCUAUUUGGUUGUUUCUUCUCUCUUCAUGGCCUGCCAUCACUUCCUCUUCAUACUCUCCAGAUUGCAUCUCUGUCUUCUUCCUUCUUCUAAAUCUCCAGAUCUGCGAUUUGUAUCUCUGCCAUAUUGCAAUCAAACCUUUAUCAUCGACCAA
Messenger RNA from Arachis duranensis, 1866 nucleotides. RefSeq names its product protein DETOXIFICATION 29. The record is from RefSeq and is a predicted model, not a curated record. Lineage: Eukaryota; Viridiplantae; Streptophyta; Magnoliopsida; Fabales; Fabaceae. Gene Ontology annotation, molecular function: xenobiotic transmembrane transporter activity; antiporter activity. Gene Ontology annotation, biological process: xenobiotic detoxification by transmembrane export across the plasma membrane. Gene Ontology annotation, cellular component: vacuolar membrane.